UACACGCUGCGGGAUGUAUGUGACAAUUACCUUCACCAGUAUUAAUUUGUGGAUGAACUGCUGGAAGCAGUCAUAAGAGUAGCUAAUGUUUCAAAAAGAGCACAGUGAAAUAGCCAAGGCUACUGACAAGCAAACUGGAUCACCUGUGUUCAUGUGUGGAUUAAACUGGGCGAGUCUGGUCUAAGUUUCUGGGCUAGUGUUUUAUUGCUUGUCACCAGCAAAACUGGCCUUCUAACUGUAGGUUAACCUAGAGAUGAUCUCAACUACAUUGGAACAGUGUUUUUUCCCCAUCGUUUUGGCACAGCCAACAUGCAAAGGUCUGACCCUCAGGUCUCCAUCAGGCAAGUAACGUUAGUAAACCACACACACGUUUGUACACUUGUUGCAGCAAUCUGCCUCUGUGCCAUCUGGGAAUCCCUCCGCUCCUUCAUCGAAGAGUCAUAGAGAUGCACAGAUACAGAUGGAACUGCGGCUUUCGUCUCCUGCUCGUUCAUUUUGUUUAUAUGACACGGGCGACAGGUUACACAAAUUGGGAGGUGCGCGACCAGAUGAAAUGACAGCAAAGCGCACCGAGCGUCAGCGGAAAUUGCGUUUUUAGGCGCGCGCCACCGUGCGCAAGGACUGGGUGUGGACAGAACUUUAGUGUGUGUGAGAGAGAGAACAGAGGAAGGAGUGCCUGAGGAAUGUGUAACUGCCGUCCCCAUCCUUGAUCACGGUGGCGUUUUCAAAAACACGAAACCUAAAUAAAACUAGAAUUGAACAAUGCCACACGAACUAAAAUAAAUUGCAGGUGAAAUCAGUUUCGUGUAUUGUUUCCACCCUCGAUUUGCACUGUUGUUGAUAUACCGCUUGUUCUGUUCUGUUUGACAUCUUUAUGGCCACUGGCCUAAUCAAAAGGACCUAAAAUGAAUGAAAUAAAUCAUAUAUGAUGUCAUGCAUGCUUUCAUCCUACCCUUUUCACUUUUCACAACUAGUCACUUCCUAAAAAUAAAACUAUGCACUCAUCAAACUAACUAAAACUAAACUGAAAUAAAAAAAAAACAAGCUGAAAGACUAAAACAAAUAACAUUUUCAAAACUAUAAUAACUCUGCUCGCUCUGCACAGGACAGUAUUCACGUGAAUGAGUUUGAUUAAUAUAAAGUGAGACCUGAAGCUUUAAACAAGGUGGUUUCUUUUGACUAAUCUGUCACCCUCCCCAUAAAAUCACUGGAUAAACAUAAAACAACUGUAAGUGAAACAAAUAGUUCUGUAAUAGUUCACUAAGACCCUUAAUGUACAUAUACAUACAUAAUACACAGGAAUAUUCUUGGAAUCAUAAGCAAAACUGGAUGAUUCAAAAGAAAAUUGUCUGAUCAAUUCAAUAUUUAAAAAGUUUAGAUUCUUUCACAUUGAUGAUAUAUUCUAUGUGAAUAUACUGUUAAUAUGAAUGUAAUAUGAAAACGGAAACCUGUCUCAAAGCAUAACAGGACCAACAUAAGAGUACAAUCACCCUCAAGGUUUUACAAAAGGAUGGGCCAACCAAAGCUGUGAAUUAUAUUAGGGAAUGUCUGCCACCUAGUGGCGACAAUGAAGCAGUCAUUUAAAAAAAAAAAAACACACAUUCAUUUGUUCCUCUUCAGGGAGACAUUUAGUGCCCACUCAUCCAGAGUUUUUUUCUUUAAACAAACUUAAGGUACAGGUAAAUUAUGCAGCAAAUCAUUGAUCACCCCGGGAGAAAGGCGUGUAUCCGGAGAUAUUUUGAUUACAUAUCUGGAAUAUGAUACAUAUUGUUAAGACGCUGAGGUAUCCUCAGUCAAGACGUGUUUUGUCAUACAUCCAUAGUGGAUAUGCACAAACCACAGGUCACUAAUAUCAAACUAUAUAUCAUGUCACGAACACAUGACAGUUAGAAAAGUUCCAGCUGGACUCGGACCUGCUUCACGCGCAGGGAAUGAGAAAAAAAAUUGAGUGCUUGAUGAGUAUUAACAGAGAACGUUUUGAUGAUAACGUUACACCCUGUAGAUGUUUUAACCUAAAACCAUACAUUUACGUUAUGUUAAAAAAUGUCAAAGCACUUGUACCUUUAUAGGUCCGUUCCUGUAGGCUACUUUGAUUUGUUAGUGUGUGUAUGUGCUUUCACGUCUAUGCUCACUUAAUUGUUAUAUGUAUUUAGAGCACUAAACUAGAACUCCAUCGAAUUUGCCCAUUGCUUGAAUCAGAUCAACCAUUUGUUACUUUUUCCUGCAAUUUACGUUGACAACAGGUGUUCGUAUUUUCCCGGAUCCUAUUGACUCUAGGCUGGGUCAAUGGCAUGAUGAUAGAAUACUGGCAACAAUGGCCCAGAAAUGACACUGCACAUCGCCACGCCAUCGGCUACACAGGUUCAGCAUAUUGCACGCUAGGUGCUAACGAUCUUUCAGUUCUGCCUUCUGAAUAGCUGCAUCAUUUCCUCCUUCGUUCUUCAUGUAGCUGCAGCACUGAGUGUCAAAAGCGCGGGCACGAAAGUUUGCGUUGGCGGCGAACAAUGCUCUAAAAAUGGGGAUCCUCGGGAGCAUACAUUUAGAAAUAAAGGGCAAAGUCAGGGAUGCCUCGUUGCAAACUGAACAUCGGAUACCUGAGCGGUGAAUACUGUCCUACCUCGAUUUGAAUUUCAAAGAAACCGGCAACUGUGAAGUUCGCUCUUGUCUGGAUCCCAUGGAGACCCCGUUCCCAACUGUCAGGCGACACGCCUGGGUCCGCCGCAGCUGGCUCACCCUGGAGGAGACAGAACAUCAGGCUCCAUACCCAGCGACCACGGACCUGCACCUGUCCACUCAGGAGGACGAUGUCUUUCUGGGAGGAUGUACUACAGGAAAGAUUGAGACCUGGCUUCAAGGCUGUGGGCCAGACACUGGACAAGAGGAGACAAGAGUUGAUCCUGGUCACCUGACUUUUGAGUCUUUACUGAAAACGUGUAACAGUUUUGAAGAUGACCUGAGUCUAGGAGCCGAGGCUACCGGGUUACAUGAUCUUCGCAGACCAUCACUGGGACGCAGUCCUGUGCUCCUGCCCCCACCAAAAUCAUGUCGGAAAACAUUUACCACAAGCACGCCUCAACAGAAGCUUACCCUUCCCCUCUUCAAUAUGGGUCAGAGCAUGGCCUCCAGCUGCCUGUCCUCCGCUACCAGUAAGACCGCUUCGAGUAUCUCUGAGGUUCUGCAGAUGUGCUCAGAGGAUGCGGAGGAAACCCUGUACCAUCUGGGCUUUGGUUGCGAUGAGCCACAGGUCACGGCACGAAUUCCUUCCCGUUUCUUCAACUUCCCCUCUCAACUGCAUGGCAUCAAUUUCCGCCUCUUCCUGGAGUCGCAGCUCCGCCGUGUCAGUCAGGAGGACCCUAACCUGUCACUUGCUAGUCGCUUCAGGCAAGUGGAGGUGUUGACAACGAUGGCCAAUGCCUUUUACUCGCUCUAUUCCCACGUUUCCAGGACGCCCCUCCAGAAACUCGCCCCACCUGAGUUCAGCUUUUCGCCUGCGGCUGAGAAGAGGAUUGGGGUGCGCUUCUUUAGCAGCGUCCGCAGCGAGCCUCGCUCCCCCGUGGAGAGGCUCAAGGACACUGUUUCGAAAAUGUGCCUGUACACUGGCACACGUGCCUCAGAGUCCACAUCACCCCACAACUCACCUAGGAAGCGGAACAGUAUCCCCGAAAUAGCAACCCAGUUAGUAAACACAGACACAAAGACUUUAGAACACUCAGGCCUUGAGGAGGACAAGAAUGUGGGACUUGUUGAUACCAAUAUGGGAUGCGCCACUUACGUAGACCUAGAGACAGAAAUAGAAACAGGCGAGAGCCCUGAGGGGGGGUCGUAUGAAGAUAUGACUCCUCAGGCAGGUCUUGACAGCACGGAGCACUCAAGCACAUUGUUCUCAGAAUUGAGGGAAGCCUCUCAAGCCCCAGUUAGCAACUGCAGGGUCAGGCUAUCAUUUUCUGAUCCUUGCCAAACUCAGAGUGCUGUUGAUGACACAAACAUUCCAGAAGAUUCCGGUGAGAAGGUGAACACGGUCACUCACAAUUCCGAAAGGCCAGUAACCCCCAAACCUCAGUCACAUACGUUGCAGACUCCCAUGGUACCUGUUCACAAGGUGACCCGUGACAUUAUCUGCCCUCCGAUUGUGGAGCAGGUGCACAAGGCACCUUACUGCAGUGCACAGGAUUUCAGAACUUCAGUGCCUCAUUACUUUGGAAGACAGCCAGUUUCAGACAUCUCCACCCGCUCGCCUUCAGAAGCCAAUCUAAACUCACAAGGUGAUCCCGUGACUAUCCCUAAAAUCUGUUCUGAGCAUUAUUCAGGGGAUGGUGAGUCGCCCUCACCAUCACCUCAUCCCAGCAUGUGCAGACUUGUGUCCCCGUGUCAGAUACUGGUGACAGGCUGGGAUGGCGAUUCUACCCACGGCGACGCAGCGGAAGAUGUUCCUCCCUCUUCGCACUCUGGCUCCACCCAGCCUCAGGCACGGCUCCCAGAUGGAGUCUGGAGGAACCGGAGGUACCUGAGGCCCACGAAGGGUGCCGACCAGGCUCAACUCAGCCUUAAACCCAAGCAAGCAAAUUCUUUUGAACUAGAAGAGGUUCACAGUGCCGGGGAAGAUGAUGUUGGACAGUCAGAGUCCAGGACACUUGCCUCCUUAUGCCUGUCUGCCGUUGGUCUGAACAAAAGUUUACCUCCACGAGGGGACAGCUUCCAGUCGGACAGCAGUGGCUACGCUGAGGAGGACUCGCAUCUUCUGGCUUAAUAACUAUUAAUUGGUACAUAAUAUAUAUAUAUAUAUUUUUUGUAAUGUAUUUUUUUUUAAUGUUUUGUAGGUCGUUUUCGACAAAAGCGCCUGCAAAAUACUGUAACCAUAACCAUCUCUUACCUUAGGGCAGUUGUUAUAGUAAGGAUAUUUGGCAAUGAAUGCCCCUAUUCCAGAAAAAAAAUUGGUGUAGCCUUUAGAAUGAAAUGCAUGGUGGUUGCUAUGUGUUCUCAUCCAUUGCUUUUGUAUUAUAUUAUUUUUGUAUUAUUAUGUGUUGCUGAUUGUAUUCUAUGUGUUAUGCACAAUGUUCUUUAUGCACAUGUAUUACUGUAUGCUAUGGGGAAAUACACCUAUGGGACUCUUAAUUUGACCCCUGCUGAAGCUAUAAGAACUCCUGUUGUUUGCUACCUUAUCAGAAAGUUUUGAGCCUGCCACAGGUACUGAUGCUCUGCUGGUGCUGUGAGAUGAAGUAAGCUAAUAAAUAACUCUUAAUAUA
Molecule: messenger RNA, 5243 nt
Organism: Clupea harengus (Atlantic herring)
Lineage: Eukaryota; Metazoa; Chordata; Actinopteri; Clupeiformes; Clupeidae
Gene: tespa1
Product: thymocyte expressed, positive selection associated 1
Molecular function (GO): signaling receptor binding
Source: RefSeq, a predicted model, not a curated record